UCUCUUCUGAGGCGGUGACGUGAACGAUUACGUCACACUUGUGAUGCAUGCGCAGUAAGCUCUAAACAAUAUGGCGGCCCCCGUCGACUUGGAGUUGAAAAAGGCUUUUGCAGAACUCCAGGCCAAGGUGAUCGACACCCAGCAGAAGGUGAAACUAGCAGACUUGCAGAUUGAACAGCUGAACCGCAUGAAGAAACAUGCACAUCUGACGGAUUCAGAAAUCGGCUCCCUCCCAGAAGAGACGCGCAUGUAUGAAGGAGUGGGUCGAAUGUUUAUUCUACAACCUAAAAAGGUAAUCCAUAGUCAACUUGUAGAGAAGCAGAAAGGUGCAGAUGAGAAAAUCAAAGAACUAGAGCAACGCAAGACAUAUCUUGAGCGCAGUGUGAAGGAUGCAGAGGAUAAUAUCCGGGAGAUGCUGAUGGCCAGGAGGUCGCAGUGAACACACUUGGUCUCCUUUUGCUCUUCACACUUAUUUGUACAGCACUGUUGACCCACUCAUUAAAGAAAGUUCAUAUGCUU
This is a messenger RNA of Polypterus senegalus (gray bichir), 519 nucleotides long. RefSeq names its product prefoldin subunit 1 (gene pfdn1). Gene Ontology annotation, biological process: protein folding. NCBI's taxonomy places the organism in Eukaryota, Metazoa, Chordata, Cladistia, Polypteriformes, Polypteridae. The coding region runs from base 71 to 439 and encodes 122 amino acids. The transcript is spliced from 4 exons. The record is from RefSeq and is a predicted model, not a curated record. Gene Ontology annotation, molecular function: protein folding chaperone. Gene Ontology annotation, cellular component: prefoldin complex; cytoplasm.